AUGACAAAUACUCGCUCUCCUGUACCUGUAAGCUUCCUCGAUGGCGGCCUCGGCACAUCCCUGGAGCAAAACUACAGCAUCGCUUUUGGCCCCGACACCCCCCUCUGGUCCUCCCAUCUCCUCAUCUCGGACCCGUCAACCCUGCUGCGCUGCCAAAAGGACUUUGGAGACGUCCCCGUCGACAUGAUCCUCACAGCAACUUACCAGGUCUCGCUGCACGGCUUCGCAGGCACCAAAACCGCCGAGUUUUCAGAUGGCAUCGCGCCGGAGCAGGUGCCUCGCUUCCUCGAGACAGCUGUGCACAUCGCAGAACAGGCGAAACAGCCCAGCAGCGCCGUUGCACUAAGCAUUGGCCCUUAUGGUGCUUGCAUGAUCCCGAGCCAGGAGUAUAGUGGCAAAUACGAUGCUGCCUACGAUUCGGGAGACGCUCUGUUCGCCUGGCAUCGUGAGAGGAUGGAGGUCUUCGCCAGUAUCAAGGAUGUCAGACAGCGAGUCCGGUACAUCGCCCUCGAGACCGUCCCUCGCCUCGACGAGGUCAUCGCCAUGCGCCGCGCCAUGAGUGCCGUUCCAGGCCUCUCAUCGGGUGUUCCGUUUUGGAUCUCGUGUCUGUUCCCUAAUGAAGACGAAAAAAUCCCGGAUGGAAGCUCUCCUGAGGCUGUCAUCCGGGCAAUGCUUGACCCAUCCAUCGCACCGGCCGUUCCGUGGGGCGUGGGCAUCAACUGCACGAAAGUGUGGAAGCUCGAGUCCUUGCUGCGUCGGUAUGAAGCUGGGGUUAGUCAAUUGCUGCAGGAGGGCCUUGUUGAAAAGUGGCCUGCAUUGGUGCUAUACCCAGAUGGAACAAAUGGCGAAGUGUAUAAUACAACAACCAAGACGUGGGAACUACCUCAAGGGACUGAACAGAAAGACAGGAUCCCGUGGGAGACGCAGCUCGCAGAAGUUAUACGGGCUGCAGAAGCAAGAGGCAAAUGGUCUCACAUCAUCGUAGGCGGGUGCUGCAGGGCUCGUCCAAGCGAUAUCCAAAAACUUCGCAGCUGUCUAACUACUUGA
Molecule: messenger RNA, 1047 nt
Organism: Trichoderma virens Gv29-8
Lineage: Eukaryota; Fungi; Ascomycota; Sordariomycetes; Hypocreales; Hypocreaceae
Exons: 1
Coding region: 1-1047 (348 amino acids)
Biological process (GO): S-methylmethionine cycle
Molecular function (GO): S-adenosylmethionine-homocysteine S-methyltransferase activity
Source: RefSeq, a predicted model, not a curated record